Messenger RNA from Spinacia oleracea (spinach), 1752 nucleotides. RefSeq names its product chaperone protein dnaJ 10. NCBI's taxonomy places the organism in Eukaryota, Viridiplantae, Streptophyta, Magnoliopsida, Caryophyllales, Amaranthaceae. The transcript is spliced from 10 exons. The record is from RefSeq and is a predicted model, not a curated record. The coding region runs from base 267 to 1421 and encodes 384 amino acids.
GCCACCACCUUGAUCAAAGAAACCUUUUUAUUUGUCAUUUAAAAUACUGUUUAUUACCCGGGAAAAGGAGUUUAAUUAAUCAGGACCCCCAUUUCUUUAUUCUGGUUUCAGUUCUGGAAAGUUGAUUGUUGCUCGUGAAAGAUUAACUCACCACUAACACAUUCAAUCAUCUUCUUUUCUUUCAACCUUUUUUCCUACAUUCCCCUUCAUCUCCCUCCUCUGAUCUUCCUGUUUUCAGGCCUUGAACAAGUCCGAGAACAUCAAAAAUGGUUAAGGAAACUGAGUACUAUGAUAUUCUUGGUGUAAUCCCUUCUGCUUCAGAGGACGAAAUCCGUAAAGCUUAUUACAUUAAGGCAAGAAAAGUUCAUCCAGAUAAAAAUCCUAAUGAUCCUCAAGCUGCUGAAAGGUUUCAGAUAUUAGGAGAAGCUUAUCAAGCUUUAAGUGAUCCGGUGCAACGAGAUGCAUAUGAUCGAAAUGGGAAGCAUAGCGUGUCUAAAGACUCAAUGCUUGAUCCAACAGCGGUAUUUGCCCUGCUUUUUGGAAGUGAACUUUUCGAGGACUAUAUAGGACAUCUAGCUGUUGCAUCAAUGGCUUCGUCUGAAUUAAUCAGUGAACAUGAUAAUCCUGAAAGGAUUAAUGAAAAGUUGAAGGCAAUACAGAAAGAAAGAGAAGAAAAGCUGGCAGUAAAACUGAAGGAUUUUCUUAACCAAUAUGCGCGUGGUGAUAAGAAAGGAUUCAUACAGAAAGCUGAAAGUGAGGUUAAUCGUCUUUCAAAUACAGCUUUUGGAUCUGAAAUCUUAAACACUAUAGGCUAUGUAUACACAAGACAGGCUGCACUGGAGCUUGGAAAGAAGACAAUGUACCUUGGGGUGCCUUUUAUGGCGGAGUGGGUACGCAAUAAAGGACACAUUUGGAAAUCCCAGAUUACUGCAGCCAAAGGUGCAUUUCAGUUGCUUCAGCUACAAGAAGACGCGCGCAGGCAAUAUAAGAUGGAUGGUAGUGGUCCAGCGAACGACUUUGAAUCUCACAUACGGCUAAACAAGGAUAUUCUUAUGAGCUCCUUGUGGAAAUUGAAUGUUGUUGACAUUGAAAUGACUCUCUUACAUGUUUGCCAAAUGGUGCUACUGGAAAAGAACAUCAAGAAAGAAGAGUUGAAAGUUCGUGCUUUAGCUCUGAAGAUACUUGGGAGAAUAUUCCAGAGGGAAAAGCUUACACAGGAAUCUGAAACAUCAAAGAAGAAAACAGUAGCUGAGAUAAACGAUGAUGACAGUGAUUCUGACUGCAGUUCUGAAGAGGAUUCAGCUCGGAUGCUAAGUUAUCGUACCCCAAUGCUCAGUCAGGGAAUUGGGAAGCUAUUCAGAUGUCUCUGUAAUCCUGCUUUUGAUGUGGACGAUGAUGAGAUUGUGUACAAAGGAAAAUGAUUUCAUACACAAUCACAAAAGUACUGCAUUUAUUCAAAACGAUAACAAAUGCACCAAAAGAAGUAGCUUGCAUAUAGUUGUCCAAAACCUCAACGUGUUGUUCAAACUUGUGAAGGGAACAUUCAAUUUAAGCCUAAUGGCAUGUUCAGAAAAGCGAGUUUGCUCGUCAGAAGGCUAAUAGACAAGGAGAUAAGUUAGUGUUUGAAAGUUUUCAAUGAUGUUAUGAAAUAUCUUCAGUCUGCAUAUGUUACAACCCAAAUUGUGUAUUUAACUGUCAAAAAUGUUCUCAUUACUUUUCAUCAAUAUAAAUUUGAUACCAGUUUCAAAAGAG